Metarhizium album ARSEF 1941 is the source of this 282-nucleotide messenger RNA. RefSeq lists its product as uncharacterized. The transcript has 2 exons. Gene Ontology annotation, cellular component: mitochondrion; mitochondrial inner membrane. The record is from RefSeq and is a predicted model, not a curated record. Lineage: Eukaryota; Fungi; Ascomycota; Sordariomycetes; Hypocreales; Clavicipitaceae. The coding region runs from base 1 to 282 and encodes 93 amino acids. Gene Ontology annotation, biological process: mitochondrial respiratory chain complex IV assembly.
AUGGGCGGUCUGAACUUGGAAGUGUUCAAGUUCGGCUUGUACGUCAUGUUCCCCAUCGGCAUCAUGUAUUACUUCGGCACGAAUCUCGACGACCGCUUCUCAGUGCCGAAUUUCUGGCCGAGGCCCGAAGAGUGCAACAAAAUUCCGCGCGACAGGGACGAGGUCAAGGCCGAGUACGAACGCAUCGUUGCGCGACAGAGGUUUCGACAGGCCCAGCUUCAGGAGGAGCAGCGCCAACGUACUCUGCUACGCGGAGGCCAGAAUAACAGAAGUGACUCCUGA